Eupeodes corollae is the source of this 3078-nucleotide messenger RNA. RefSeq lists its product as uncharacterized. The transcript is spliced from 7 exons. The record is from RefSeq and is a predicted model, not a curated record. Gene Ontology annotation, cellular component: centrosome. The coding region runs from base 1267 to 2976 and encodes 569 amino acids. Gene Ontology annotation, molecular function: protein binding. NCBI's taxonomy places the organism in Eukaryota, Metazoa, Arthropoda, Insecta, Diptera, Syrphidae.
AAUUAAAUUAAAACCACUCAAACGUAGAAUUGAAUGGAGCAACAUCAUCGAUUGAGUUGAGUUUAAUAGUUGGAAUUUAAACCAAAACAUUGCGCCAGCAAGCCACAGUCUGAUCGCAGACAUUAAGCAAAGUGGAAGUGGAGUAUUUGUUUUGAAUUUAAAGAAAAAGACUAUUUUUGAGUAAACACUAAAAUCACUAAAACCAAACAUUACGAGAAGCGUUGUAUUUGUACUCGAAUAGAAUUUUUAAUUAAUUUGUUUUUGCUUCCAUUAUUGUUGUCAUUUAAUUAAGUGUAAAUUACUUAACUGAAAUAUUACCAAACCAUCAUCGCGUCACGACCUUUAAAGUUAAACGCCUAACAAAUUAAUUUAUUAUUACUGCUAUUUAGUCAGUGAAAGUAUUAUUAUUGAUUUUCGUUUAUUUUGGAUUACGCGCUAGUCUUAUUCGCCAGACAAGUUCAAUCAUGGAUGCAGUAAAAACUUUUUUCGCAACUAAUAAACCAUCAUACUCGAACAGCAAACAACAAACAGGAUUUGGGGUUUCUAAUAGCAAUAAUGGGUCUAAUACUAUUGGUGGUGGUAACUCUGAUGGCAAAAUAAUUCACGAUAUUAAAAGAAAAGACAGUGAUAGCUAUUUUUAUAUAAUGUGGCGAUCUUAAUUUGAGAAAAAUGGUGUGAUCAUAACAUAUUAGAUGUUUACUUAAUUUUAAAAUAAAUAAGUGAUAUUAUUUUAUGGAUUUAAAUUUAUAUAUAUAAGAAAAUAGAUGUAAGAAAAUUAAUUUUACAAAGAAACAAAACAAAAAAACAAUUUUGCCAUUUUAAAUUAAAACAAUUUAAUAUUAAUGGAUCUACUACUAAUGUCAAUUUUAAUUUGGACUAUCUUUUUAAUUGUUUUUGGUCCCAUUAUUUUUGUUUUGUGCAUUUAUUUACCUGAAAUUCCGUUUCGAAUUAUAAGAAAUGGUCGAUUGAUGUAGUCUUUUUGAUAAUUACACAUAAAGAAUUUGUAUUUUAGAUUCUUGAACUUUGAUUGUAUUAUAAAUUAGUUUUAUCAAAAAGUAAUGCAAAAAUCAACAAAUAAAUUCUAUAUUUUUCAAAAAACAAAAAGGAGCAUUUUAUUAUUUUAACAAAACAAAGAUACUAUUGAAGAAUUCAUCUUAUUUGACUUUCGAUAGUAAAAAUCAAAAAUUGAUCCUAUCCUUGAAUAAAAAUUCAGUUCAAGAUAUUUUUUUUUUCAUAACAAAAUAUUAGUAGAAUUUUUGAACAAAAAUGAACUAUCAAGAAAUACCAAAAGAUGAAGCUCUGCAGACGGCGUACUGGGCUUACAAACCAUCAGACCAAACGAUUGCUUUAAAAAGCGAACAAAAUCGUUUAAUUUUUGCAGAAAAUUUCAAUACCACAAGAGUUCUACCACUAAACACUUUGUGUCUCAUAUUUUUGGCACAAAACUAUCAAACCCAUCCAAUAAACUUGCCAUCAAAAAUUUCAGCAAUUCAAUUAAGAACUUUCUAUGAUUUUAUUGAUGAAAAUAUACCAAUUGAAAAAUGUAUAAAUAUUAACGACGAAUACUUCUGGAAAAGACUUUAUUCAGCAAAGUGCACUGAUAAAAUGCUUAUUAAAAAAAGAGGCCAGCAAAAAGAUGUUUCAUGGAAGAAUUUGUCAAUAACACUCAAAUAUAUUGAACUAAUCGAAAAUACACCCUAUGAGGUUUGGAUUACUGAAGAAAUGGAAGAAAUUACAAAAAAUAGUUCACCUUACGUUACCGAGUUGAUUAUAAAACAGCUUCAAGCCAAGCGCGAUUCAUCAUUUAAAAAGCAGACGGAGGGAUCAAGAUCUAGCGUAUCUGAAAAAUCAUCUUCGACCUUAACCGAUGAAGAAACUAAAGAUUCGGAUUCAAAAUCAAAUAACAUAAGAGAAGAUUUUCCAUUAGAAGACUGUCAUCACGUGGACCUCAGUAUAUUGGGAAGUCUUUGCAACUUAACUUCUUUGAAUAUCGCAUUUGCUCCUCCAAAACUAGACAGAAAUUAUCACGAUAGAUUCUUCAACUUUUCCUAUGUUGACAUCCAGAAUUUGGCAAGGGGAAUUUCAGAAUUGAAAAACCUUCGUGUGUUCAAACUUCGAGGAAGUCGUAUGGAUAGUAUAAAGUUCUCUACAAUUCUUGAAGCCUUGCAAACAAUAUUUGUAGAAGAACUGGAAUUUUUUUUCUGCCAAUUAGAUGAUAAUUGCGGAGAAGCUCUGUACAAGUAUUUACUAUCAACGAAGACACUCAACCAUCUUGAUCUUACAGGAAACUAUUUCAAAGAUAAAACUAUUGAUUACCUUUCGGAUGGUCUCAAGAGAAGCUACUCCAAACUAACUCACCUUUUUUUAUCAAAUAAUCCUAUAGCUGAUGAAAGCUUGUGUAAACUAACAAAAACUUUAGAAGCCUAUGCACAUUUAAAAAUUUUGAAGUUAUCAGGAAUAAAAUGUGAUAAUCUCGGAGCUUCUGGAAUAGUCAGGUUGGUGAGACAAAAUACACCCCUGGUUCAAUUGGACAUAAUUGCAAUACGAAUGAACGGUGAUGACCUUAUUGCAGCUUUGAACAGAAACCUUAAAAUACAGCAGAUAAUUUGUCAAGGAUGUGGUUUGACUUUAGAGGAGGAAUUCAAUGUUGAAAUUCUUUUGAAACGAAAUCGGUUCAUUAAGGAAAAUCCGUAUAUUGGAGACAUUACGAAAACCAAAGAAGAUGAUUUUAAUGCCUUUAUAAAUAGAAUAAAAGAUCCAAUUUAUAUCAAGACAUUAGAAGACAAGGAAAUACACAAAGAAUGUUCUAGAAAAAAGUAUCUUACUGAUAUUGAGACAUUAAAUGAAAAGGAAGAACGCAAAGAAAAACAACAACAACUACAUGAAGUCUCUAAAUAUGCUUCAACGGAGAGUGAUUUAAAACAUCAAAUUUAUAUUAAGGCACUAGAAAAAGAUUAUGUUGGGGAAAAAGAAUAAUUGGAAUUACAUCUCGGAAACAGCGUUCAAUGUUUAUUAUUAUUAAAUUAGUAGCGAUUUUUAUUGAAUUUAAAUAAAUAUAAAAAAUGCUUAUGUUUAAGA